Messenger RNA from Aspergillus wentii DTO 134E9, 846 nucleotides. RefSeq names its product SDR family oxidoreductase. Gene Ontology annotation, biological process: phosphatidic acid biosynthetic process; triglyceride catabolic process. Bases 1 to 846 code for a protein of 281 amino acids. Lineage: Eukaryota; Fungi; Ascomycota; Eurotiomycetes; Eurotiales; Aspergillaceae. Gene Ontology annotation, molecular function: acylglycerone-phosphate reductase (NADP+) activity; triacylglycerol lipase activity. Gene Ontology annotation, cellular component: endoplasmic reticulum; lipid droplet. The record is from RefSeq and is a predicted model, not a curated record. The transcript is spliced from 3 exons.
AUGACUUCCAACAAGUCCGUCCUCAUCACCGGCUGCAGUGAUGGCGGUAUCGGUUCUGCUCUCGCUAUUGUCUUCCAGCAGGCUGGAUAUCGUGUGUUUGCGACCGCUCGAAACCCAGAGAAGAUGCAGAAUCUCAAGGACCUGUCGAACCUCACUCUCUUAACGCUCGAUGUGACCGACUCGACCCAUAUCAGCGCCGCCGUGGAAGCCGUCAGCAGGGAAACAGACGGAAACUUGACAUAUCUUAUCAACAACGCCGGCCGAAACCACUUCAUGCCCAUUCUGGAUGAAGACAUCGAUGCAGCGAAGAGGAUCUACGAGACGAAUGUCUGGGGGCCGGUGGCUAUCACAAAGGCGUUUGCACCGCUCCUUAUCAAGGCCAAGGGAACGAUCGUGUUCACCACUUCUAUCUCUGGCUAUGUGAAUGUUCCUUACAUGGGUGUGUACGGCGCUUCGAAACGCUCCAUCGAGAUCAUCGCGGAAACCCUCCGUCUCGAGAUGGCCCCAUUCCACGUGAACGUUCUGUCGGUAGUGACCGGUGCUGUCAAAACAAACGGCCAAACAUACUUCCAGGACUGGAAACUGCCCGAGGACUCUCUAUACAAGCCGAUCGAAGAUACCAUCCACAAGCGAACACGGGGCGCAGACGGCGUCAAGCGCAUGGAGUUGAUGGAGUAUGCUACAAAAGUCGUCCAUGAAAUCGUUGGAGGACAUACGGGCAAGUUUUGGUACGGCAACAAUGCCGGGGGCGUCAAGUUCGGCUCUACGUAUCUCCCCAGUUCGAUGAUGGACAGCGGAGUCGUCAAAGGGACCGGCCUAGAUGUCUUGGCGAAGCAGCGCUUGUGA